Molecule: messenger RNA, 1035 nt
Organism: Rotaria socialis
Lineage: Eukaryota; Metazoa; Rotifera; Eurotatoria; Philodinida; Philodinidae
Source: the annotation of a GenBank genome assembly
AUGUCCACUCCUCGCUACUAUCAUACAAGUACAUUCAUUUCACAAGACGGUAGUGUUCUUAUCACAGGUGGUAUUAAUGCAGGCUUUGGGCUAGCAUCGAUAGAAAGAUAUAUACCGUCAACGGGAUGUUUUCAGUCAAGUGGCAGUAUGUCAUCAGUACGCUACUAUCAUACAGCCGAUUCGAUGAGCUCCUUGUCAUCGUGGAUUAUCAUUGCUGGCGGUUAUAAUGGUGCUUCAGCAGUAGGUACUGCUGAUAUAUAUGACCCAGCAACGGAAAGCAUCGUUACCAUUUAUCUAGCAUCGGCAAUUUAUGCACAAAGAUCGGCUAUCGUAGGUGAAUCACAACUAGUACUCAUAGGUGGCGUCAAUACUAUCGCUGUUACAAGCAGGGCUCAAGUUUUUAGUAUUGGGUCCCCCUCAGCGUUCGCAUUUGCCAUUAAUACGAUGUCAGUGGGGCUUGUUUGGCACACAGCCACACCUCUUCAGAACACUUCUGAUCUUGUUUUAAUAACUGGUGGUACUGAUGGAGUUUCUUACUAUGGGAUUGUUAGCCUUUAUCAAGGAUCAUCGCAUGCGUUCAUUCCGCUCACCCCUGGAGUUAGCUUGCCAACCGCACGUGUCUAUCACACAGGUACUUAUGUGCCACAUCCUAUCAACCAAGUAUUGAUUGCAGGUGGGAGUACUAACAGCGCUACUUAUCUCAAUACAUUCGCCCUCUUUGACGUUGAUACUCUUCAGUUUGUUACAAUCACAACAACCAUGUUGUCUCCACGUGGCUGGCACACAAGUACACUAUUGCCCAAUGGGAAAAUUUUGAUCAUUGGCGGUUACGAUGGUACCACGUCAAUACGAACUUGUGAACUCAUCGAUCCAGAUAAUAAUUACGUCUCGACUCAAGUGGCCAGUCUUAACGUAGCCAGACACAUUCAUACAGCCGCGAUACUUUCGACCAGUUGUAAUGGUACUGUACUCGUGUGUGGUGGCUACAAGACCGGCAUUGGCGCGCUCAAUAGCUGCGAAGUUUACGUUGUGUGA